Uloborus diversus is the source of this 2283-nucleotide messenger RNA. Its product is annotated as maternal embryonic leucine zipper kinase-like. The record is from RefSeq and is a predicted model, not a curated record. Gene Ontology annotation, biological process: protein phosphorylation; microtubule cytoskeleton organization; intracellular signal transduction. Gene Ontology annotation, cellular component: cytoplasm. Gene Ontology annotation, molecular function: tau-protein kinase activity; ATP binding; protein serine/threonine kinase activity. The transcript has 18 exons. NCBI's taxonomy places the organism in Eukaryota, Metazoa, Arthropoda, Arachnida, Araneae, Uloboridae. Bases 1 to 1947 code for a protein of 648 amino acids.
AUGAAUGAUGAAGCAACUUGCAUUUAUUUAAAGCUCAGAAUGCCUUCUAAGCCGUGUUCAUACUCUGCUUUGGAAGGACAAUAUGUACUUCAUCAAACUUUAGGCACAGGUGGUUUUGCUAAAGUUAAGUUAGCUACUCACAUUUUGACAAAAGAGAAGGUUGCGAUUAAAAUAAUGGAUAAAUCUGCAUUGGGUGAUGACUUGCCACGUGUACAACUUGAAAUAGAAGCUUUGAAAAAUCUUAGUCAUCCUCAUAUAUGCAAAUUGUAUCAAGUAAUAGAAACUGAAAGUCAUUACUUUUUGGUUUUGGAGUAUUGUUCUGGUGGAGAAUUGUUUGAUUACAUUAUCGAGAAGGAUCGGUUAUCUGAAAAAGAAGCAAGACAUUUUUUUCGCCAGAUCAUAUCAGCAGUCGCCUUCAUGCAUAAAAAGGGAUACGCUCAUCGAGAUUUAAAACCUGAAAAUCUUUUAUUAGAUAGUGAUCAACAUUUGAAACUAAUAGACUUUGGACUUUGUGCUAAACCACAAAGUGGAAUGCAGCAGCCGCUUGAGACAUGCUGUGGUAGUCCAGCUUAUGCUGCACCAGAGUUAAUUACGGGAGAAUAUUAUAAUGGAAAUAAGGUUGAUAUUUGGAGCAUGGGAGUUUUACUAUAUGCAUUACUUUGUGGGUUUUUGCCAUUUGAUGAUGAAAAUGUUGCAAAGCUGUAUAGAAAAAUACAGAAAGGCAGAUAUUUUUGUCCUUCUUGGCUAUCAAGUGAAAGCAAAACCAUUUUGUUCGAAUUGUUGCAAGUUGAUCCACGACGAAGAAUAUCAAUUGAAAAUUUGAAAAUACAUCCAUGGGUUAUGAAGGGAUAUGAAGCUCCAGUAGACUGGUAUUUCACAAGAAGUGUGAAACUGGAUCAGAAUUGUCUUGCUGAACUAGCAGUUUAUCAUAGAAGGUCCAUGAGGUCCCUUGAAUUUUCCAUUCAACGGAAUAAUUUUGAUUAUUUGCAUGCAUCAUAUCUGUUAUUGGAGUCCAAAAAAGAAAGCGGAAAGUCAUUAUCACUUUUGCAACAAAGUAAUAUUUUGAGAGAACAAAAUGUAAACACUAAUUUAAGCAUUGUCUUUGAUACUUCACCUGUUAUCAAGCGAGUUUCAAUGGAUAGUUUGACAAAUUCAAAGCUUCUUGAAUUGGGUAGUCCACAAAAAAAUUCUUCAAACUUGUUGAAUGACUCAAGGCUUGCUUCACCAGGCAUUUCUGUUCCUAGAAAGAACUCUGACAAAGAAAAUUUUGCUUUGCCCCAAAUUCCUUCUAGAAGAAACAGUAAAAUGUCUUCAACUAAAUAUAGUUCUGGUGAAAUUCAAGUUAACCAUACUCCAAAAGCUGUUGGAAUGUCCGCUUCCCUGGAUGCAAAAGUUGAUUAUAUUGGUAGUUCUUCAGACACAACGUCUCUUUUAAUUUCUGAAAAAAGAGCAAAAUCAUUUGAAUCCCCAACUGCUGUGACAACACCUCAAAGACGACCACCAAGGCAUGGGGCAACGUCUUCUGCCAAGAAAGUUUUUGGAAGCAUAGAAAAGGGAUUGGAUCGCGUUAAGAACUUGUUAACUCCUAAGAAACGAAUGUAUGGCUGUGGAAUAGAAGGCCCCAAGAAAGUAAAAAAUCUUUGUAAUGUAUCUGCAAUAAAUGACAAAGUUACACCAGAAGAAGUUUUAGAAUCUCUACAAAGCGCUCUAAUCAGAAAGGGAAUACCUUGUAAACAAAGUGGCUACACUCUACGGGGAAAGAUUGUUGAUGGAAAAAAAGUUCAGCUGAGAUUUGAAUUAGAAGUGUGUCAAUUAGUAAAGCAUAAACUAGCAGUUGGUGUUCUUAGAAAACGUCUUGAAGGUGAUGCAUGGCAUUACAAAAGAGUCUGCGAAGAAAUACUUAGACUCGCUCUUUUGAAUACCAGCCCUGCACGAAAACAUGUUUGAUUCUUUUCAUAUGAAUGUUUGGACUGUAAGGUGUAAUUCAGCUAUGAAAUCAAGCCCUCAUAUAAAGUAUUAAUGAUGUUGCUUAUAUUCCAUCGUCUGGAAUUGUAAAUAUUUGUAAAUUAUAUUUUAAAUGUUUUGUAUAAUAAUAUGAAGUUGUCAAAUGAAUAAAUUGCAUAUUUAACUAGAAUGACCAAAAUUAUUCUGUUUUUACACUUAAAAUAGUGAACGUAUUUUAAAAUAUAAAGUCUACAAUUUAAAUGUAGGGUAUUACUUUUACCUUUUCUCUGCUCUUUAAAAAGUCGUUAAUUUUUGGAGUCUUUCUCAUUUAACUUAUUC